This is a messenger RNA of Chara braunii, 3679 nucleotides long. The record is from the annotation of a GenBank genome assembly. Lineage: Eukaryota; Viridiplantae; Streptophyta; Charophyceae; Charales; Characeae.
GCGAUGGGGUCUAAGAGCGGUGGGGGGACCGAUGAGGGGAACCCUUGAGGCGGUGAACUUCAAGGGCGAGCGCAUUAACUUGCGUCUCCAGGGGUGCAAGUGCAUCGAGUCGCGCUUGCAGAGGUGCAAGGAGGGAAGCAAGAACAGCGCGAAGGUCCGUGGGGUCCACACCAUGCUGACCCUAGACCGUGGAGUGGGUGGACGCCUGAGAGCGUCUGCAGGCACCAGCAGCCACGGCGUGCGCAGGAAGGAACCACUGCUCACUCGAUCACAGACCAAGGCCAUGGACCGGAAGGCGGGAGAAUCCCUCCAGGACAAUGAGGAACGCCUGGGGGCAUUCAUCCAGGAGGCCAACGAUAGGGCCGCCGCCGCGGCCAAGGAACGUAGUCAGAUUGAGCAAGAAGAGGAGGCCAAGCGACGAAAGGAGGAACAGGACCGACUUUGUCAAGAGGAGGCAGACCUGCAGGCAGCAGCUGAACACCGGUCACGCCAGCGGGAACGACUAUUCACGCGGGAGACCGUGAUCGGCGAUGAGGCCACACAUUGGGUGCAAGUGGCAUCUACAGACGAGGCCCCGGAGACUGAGAAAGGGUUGUCAUCCCUUGCGCAGGUCUCCCACCACCUUGUGGCCACCUGCGCUCUGCAGCAGGAGGGAAUCCUUCACCUGCAGCAGACAGUGGACCACAUGCUCGCACGGCGGCAGGCGUUGGAAAAACAGCCAGCUGCUGUAGCAGCCGCAGGGCCUUCAAACCUUGCCACCCGUGUUCAAGUUUUGGAGGACGACGUCAGCAAUAUCAAGCGUGUGCAUCACGACUUCAGGACGUCGCAGCAAGCAACGAACUUGCAGUUAGAGACGCAGGUCCAGGCUGCUGCCACCGUGACGCCCGCCGCCGCAUCCUCCAGGCGCCCACCCAAGGUAGAUGACAUUCCGGUUUUCCAAGACGGAACCGAUCCCAUGGUGGCGCCAGUUUACUCUACGGCUCGACAUGCGCCAUGUCCCGAACAACGAUCGACAUCCGUGCUUGUACCACCGAUCUGGUGGGUGGCCCGCGAGUUUGUCUCGCAACGGUACGAAGAAAACAACUCACCGUUGCUCUACGUUCGCAUUCAGAUUGGGCAAGCGGCCUGCAACACUUUGCUAGAUUACGGCGCAACUCGCAACUUCAUCAGCCAGUCCUUCAUGACUCGGGCUGGCCUUGGCGCACAAGUACGGAGGAAGUCACAUCCGAUGACGGUCGCUCUUGCCGACGGUGAGACGAAACAACUUUUAGAACGUUACAUCUCGGCUGUCCCGGUGUACUUUGCACCGCACGCAUGUGAACCCGUCACUUUUGACGUGUUGGACACCGACUUCGAUGUCAUUUUGGGGAUGCCUUGGCUUUCUAGCGUGGACCACACGGUCAAUUUUCAUCGACGCACGCUCGCGAUUCGUGAUGCAACUGGCGCCGAGGUCCCAUGUACUAUUCCUCCUCCUCGCUCUUCCAUUCGGUGCCAAGUCGUGAGUGCCAAAUCUUUUCGAGACAAAUGCCGUUCCGAGCAUGUCGAAGAGAUUGGCAUCGCUUUUCUUCGAAUCGUCUCGAUGACCGAUUCAUCGUCCACGGAUGUGUCUUCCGACCCCCGUGUGACUCGGUUGUUAGACGAGUUCUCGGAUGUUUUUGAGACACCCUCCGGUAUAGUGCCGGACCGGCCAAUCUCUCACGAGAUCAUACUUGAGGCCGGCGCCGUGCCACCGAAAGAAUGCAUGUAUCGCAUGUCCGAGGAGGAGCUCACGGUUCUCCGUGCGCAACUCGACGAWCUACUUGACAAGGGUUGGAUCCGCCCUAGCAGCUCACCUUACRGUGCGCCCGUUCUCUUCGUUCGGAAGAAGAACAAGGACCUUCGACUUUGCAUUGACUACCAACGCCUCAACGCGCAAACCAUCAAGAACGCGGGGCCUCUACCUCGCAUYGACGAUUUGCUGGAGCGGUUGGGCGGCGCCAAGUACUUUUCCAAGUUGGACCUCAAGUCRGGCUACCAUCAGAUUUCCAUCCGCCCGCAAGAUCGAUACAAAACCGCGUUUAAGACGCGAUAUGGGCAUUUUGAGUGGGUAGUUAUGCCUUUUGGCCUCACCAAUGCCCCGGCCACCUUUCAGGCGGCCAUGACCACCGAGUUUCGCGCUAUGUUGGACCGCUUCGUCUUGGUCUACUUAGACGACAUCCUCGUCUAUAGCCGAACUCUAGAGGGGCAUCUCGAGCACCUUUGCCGCACCGGAGUUAGCCGAGGUCUUAUACUCCGGUUGGAUUCGCUCCAAGGGCUACCCCAAGGAGAUCGUUUGCGACCGGGACUCUCGCUUUCUCUCCGACUUUUGGGUCGCCCUUGUCAAGCGAUGGGGCUCAUCUUUGAAGCCGAGUUCGGCUCGCCACCCGCAAACCGAUGGUCAAACACGGAAAGGGCGCAUCAGACGGCUCAAGUCCUUCUACGCACUCUCAUCCGAGUUGAGCGCUUGCCAGACGUUGAGUUGGCUUACAACUCAUCGAUCCAUCCGGCUAUCGGGAUGUCGCCAUUCGAGUUUGAGCAUGGUUCACCCAUCUCAUCGCCGCUGGACGCCACUUUGCCGCGCACAGCCGAGAGCGACGACCAUCUUGCGUUCCUUCGUCGCAUGCAAGAGCUUCUUGUCAAGGCACGGGAUCAGAUGUCGAAGACACAAAUACGGAUGAGCCGUCAAGCCAACCGCAAUCGCCUUCCUUGCCCGUUUCGCGCCGGCGAUCUGGUUUGGGUCUCCAUCGCGAAGUUCAGCCAUGAGCAAGACAUCUCUCGCAAGCUCCUUCCCAAGUGGAUGGGGCCUUGGCGCAUUCUCUCUGCAGUUGGUGAUGAUCCCGAGGGGCCUUCAUUCCGCAUCGCGGUGUCACCUCACUUGCCCGUCCAGACGGUGUUCCACUGUUCCAAACUCGCUCCUUUUGCUUCAGCGGAGACCGACGAGUUUCCCAGUCGACGUACGCAAUACCCUCCUUCCAUGGACGGAUUUCAGGAGGCCAGCUACAUCAUCACCAACCGGCGCCAUGGCAACAAAGAAACAGAGUUUCUACUUCACUUUUCCUACUGCAGCCACAAGGCUGACCGUUGGCUGACGCGUUCGGAACUGCAGGCCACAGCUCCCGCCGUUCUGUCACGUUAUAUGCUGGUGGAUGAAGGCGGGGGUGUUGAUGACAUGCUAGCAGAGAGGGCGGUGGAUGUGGAGGCGGAGGAUAGGGGAAGGGUGGUAGAACCCGAGGUGGGGGCGGGGGACGUGGUGGUGACGAUCUGGAUGGCGGGCGAGGCCUGUUGUUGUUCGACGGAGGUUAUCCGUUGGGAAAGGCCGGAGAGGGAUGCUUGGAGGGAGUCGAGGGUGGCUUGCAUGGUGGUCAUGAGGGAGAGGAGGGUGGAAGAGUCAGCGGGGACCGCCAAGGCGGCAGCCUGUUGACCAAUGAGUUUGCGACGGAGGCCAUCAAUGAACUGGGUGUCGAUGGAGGACAUAUUGAUGCUAGAUUUUCCGGCCAUCAUGAAGGAAACAACCGGGGUGGCGGCGGGCGCUGGGGCAGCGGGCGGUGAUGAGGUGGAGGCAGCUGCAGCGCGCUGAGAGUUCUUGGUUUGGCGUGGCAUGCUCGGGGGGGAGGUUGGAGGUUUUUAUUCACAAAACAAAGAAUCAAUUGCAUUUUUAUAA